AUGGAGAAGGUCGGAUCAAUAGGCGACAGUGCCAGCUUCGCCGGAAAUGGGACUCUUAGGCAAUUGAAAGCCACGGAAAGUCACCGGAGGAAGAUGGAAACCUGGCAAGAUUUGGCAUUCCAUCGUCCGAUAAGCGAAGCCGCGGAACAGCAUACCGUCAAACAAAAGUUGGAUCGCACGGCCGUGGGAUUCAGUCUCCGCAGCCUGUCGCUCUCGGCCGACACCAUCAUGUUGAUCGCCUACCCAGGAGAGCUGUUCAUGCGAGUGUUGAAGUUGAUGAUCCUUCCGCUGGUGAUCGCCAGCCUGAUCAGCGGGUCUUCCAGCUUGAAUGCUAAGCUGAACGGCAAGAUUGCGUUGAGGACGUUCAUCUAUUUUGCUCUCACUUCACUCUUCAACGCCAUUCUGGGAACUACGCUGGUGCUGUUGAUACGGCCUGGAGAUCUGCGGAUGCAGGAAGCAAUUAUGGCCGAGGCAGAAGUUUCCGGUGGCAGGACCGUAACCCUGAUGGAUAGCAUUCUCGAUUUGGGGAGGAACAUUUUCCCGGACAACAUCUUCCAGGCGGCCCUGCAGCAAGCGCACACGGUGUACGUUCCCAAGGAAUCUGCCGGAAAUGGAAGUGGACUGUUGAUUCCGAUGGUCAGCCCCCAGCAGUCGAAACCGACCGCCCCACAGGCUGCCUUCAACUGGGACGACGAAGAAGAACUGAUCCGGAUCGUUGAAUAUCGGCCCGGGACCAAUACGCUGGGGAUCGUGUUCUUCUGUCUGGUGUUUGGAACUCUGCUCGGGACUCUUGGGAGAAAAGGUUACGUGGUAAUGCAGUUUUUUUCGGCUAUCUUCGAUGUGAUCAUGAAGAUGGUGACCGGAGUCAUGUGGCUUACUCCAAUUGGGAUCGGAAGCGUCAUUGCCGGGAAGAUUCUGGCUGUGAACGACAUCAGCUUGGUGAUGACCCAGUUGGCUUGGUUUAUCUUCACGGUUCUGUUUGGGGUGCUGCUGUAUCAGUGGGUGAUCAUUCAGAUGAUCUACUUCCUGUUCCUGAGGAAAAACCCAUUCAAAUUUUAUCUGGCAUUGAUCCAGCCGAUGUUGACCGCAUUUGCUACGGCUUCGACGGCAGCAGCUCUUCCAUUGACCUUCCGGUGUAUGAACGAGAAACUUAGGGUGGACACUCGGAUCACCCGCUUUGUGCUACCCAUUGGGGCUAACAUAAACAUGGACGGAACGGCGCUGUUCAUAUCGGUGGCAUCGAUUUUUAUUGCUCAAAUGAGUGGCAUGACGUUGAAUCUGGGUCAGGUUCUGACUGUGGUGCUAACCUCGACUGCUGCAUCGAUGAGCUCGGCUAGCAUUCCAAGUGCAGCCCUGGUGCUGUUGCUGGUUGUACUUACGGCGAUCGACGCUCCGAUGCAGAACGUUACGCUGCUGUUUGCCGUCGAUUGGCUUGUGGAUCGCAUUCGAACAACGAACAACUUCCUGGGCGAUUGCUACUGUGCGGCGAUCGUGGAGCACCUUUCCCGCCAGGAACUGAAACUCAGUCCGGAUCUCGGGAUCGAUUCGGUAGAGGGAGAAGAUCUGAACCACCGACCGACAUCCACCACCUACCGGGACGAUGACGAACUUACGUUGGACGACGAGGGCAAAUUUUCGACCGGAAAUCGACGAACUUUGGAAGUUUAAAAAGUCGUAGUUAACAUCAGAUUGUAUUGGUGAAUAAAAUUAAAAGUAAUGGGACCACAAGAAUUUACUCCGAGUGACAAUUGAAGGAAUACUAAUAGUCCCCAGUUAGUGAUACAGUACAGUGGAAAAUAUUUUCUAUAGAAAAGUAUUAAAAAAAGUCAGCAUAUGUGAUAUUAUUUUGUUGUUAAAUUGUAGCAAGAGAUAAUAAAUUGGAUAUCAAUUUAGUAGAA
Molecule: messenger RNA, 1898 nt
Organism: Uranotaenia lowii
Lineage: Eukaryota; Metazoa; Arthropoda; Insecta; Diptera; Culicidae
Gene: Eaat2
Product: excitatory amino acid transporter
Exons: 5
Coding region: 1-1668 (555 amino acids)
Biological process (GO): L-glutamate transmembrane transport
Cellular component (GO): plasma membrane
Molecular function (GO): neutral L-amino acid transmembrane transporter activity; L-glutamate transmembrane transporter activity; glutamate:sodium symporter activity
Source: RefSeq, a predicted model, not a curated record